GAGUUUGUCCCCCGCCCCGAGGAGGGCGGGCAGUCAGGCUGCUGGCUCUGCCGGCUCUGCUGGCUACAAACUUUCAGGAAGUAGGAGGAUGGCGGCGGCGGUGAAGGUGGGCUAGCCUCCCCCGCCGCCACCCCCGGCCCCCGCCAUGUUCAGCAAGAAGAAGAAGCGCCUGGAGAUCUCGGCCCCGUCCAACUUUGAGCACCGGGUCCACACGGGCUACGACCAGCGGGAGCAGAAGUUCACCGGGCUGCCGCGUCAAUGGCAGGGCAUCAUCGAGGAGUCGGCCAAGCGGCCCAAACCUCUCGUCGACCCCGUCUGCAUCACCGCCAUCCAGCGCGGCAACCAAAAGACCAUCGUGCGAGGGAACAAGGCGCCGAAGGACGGGGCCCUGACGCUGCUGCUGGAGGACUUUGAGAACAUGUCGGUGACGCGGUCCAACUCCCUGCGCCGGGACAGCCCCCCCUGCCCCCCUCGCCGGGACCCGCCGGCCCAGGAGAACGGGCUGGCCGGGGUCCGGCCCCCGGCGCCCCGGGCCUCCUCCCAGCAGCCCCGGGGCCAGGAGCCCGCGCCCCCCGAACACCCCAAGCCCCCGCCCGAGGGCAGGACCGGAGCCCCCGAGCGGGGCGGGCGGAGGGACCCGCCGCAGGGCGAGGGGGCCGGGCGGCCGGCACGGCGGGAGGGCCCCGAGAAGAGGCCCAAGUCGUCGUACGCCGGGGGGGCCGGCGGCCCCCAGCCCCCCCGGGACAAGCGGCCCCUGUCGGGCCCCAGCCUCGGCACCCCCCACCUCCCGGCCGCCGACGGCGCGGCUGAGACGGCCCGGCAGGGCGGACGGCCCUUUAACACGUACCCGCGUGCCGACACGGACCCCGGCCGGGGCUCGGCCCCCCAGGGGGAGUCCGGGCCGGGCCGGGCCCACCAAACAGCCUCCAACGGCCCCGCCGGCGGCCCGCCCUCCUCCCGGGGGCCGCCCCGCGCCCGGCAGGCCGCCGAGCCGUCCGGCCCGGGCCCGGCCCCGCACGCCUCGGACCCCCAGCUGGCCCGCGGGGUCCCGCCGGGGCCCCAGCCCCCGCCGCCCCCGGCCGCCGGGCCGCAGCAGCCGCGCUCGCCGCAGCGGGAGCCCCAGCGCGUGUCACACGAGCAGUUCCGCGCGGCGCUGCAGAUGGUGGUGGACCCCGGCGACCCCCGCUCCGACCUGGACAACUUCAUCAAGAUCGGCGAGGGCUCCACCGGCGUCGUCUGCAUCGCCACCGUCCGGAGCAGCGGCGAGCUCGUGGCCGUCAAAAAGAUGGACCUGAGGAAGCAGCAGCGCCGGGAGCUGCUCUUCAAUGAGGUGGUGAUCAUGCGGGACUAUCAGCACGAGAACGUGGUGGAGCUGUACAACAGCUACCUGGUGGGCGACGAGCUGUGGGUGGUCAUGGAGUUCCUGGAGGGAGGGGCCCUCACCGACAUCGUCACUCACACCAGGAUGAACGAGGAACAGAUCGCGGCCGUGUGCCUGGCGGUCCUGAAGGCGCUCUCUGUCCUCCACGCCCAGGGAGUCAUCCACCGUGACAUCAAGAGCGACUCCAUCCUGCUGACCCACGACGGCAGGGUGAAGCUGUCGGACUUCGGCUUCUGCGCGCAGGUGAACAAGGAGGUGCCGCGCAGGAAGUCGCUGGUGGGGACCCCAUAUUGGAUGGCCCCCGAACUCAUCUCCCGCUUACCCUACGGGCCCGAGGUGGACAUCUGGUCGCUGGGGGUGAUGGUGAUCGAGAUGGUGGAUGGGGAGCCCCCCUACUUCAAUGAGCCCCCCCUGAAGGCAAUGAAGAUGAUCCGCGACAACCUUCCCCCCAAGCUGAAAAACAUCCACAAGGUGUCUCCUUCCAUGAAGGGCUUCCUGGACCGGCUGCUGGUGCGAGACCCGGCCCAGAGGGCCACGGCCAACGAACUGCUGAAGCACCCGUUCCUGGGCAAGGCCGGGCCCCCGGCCAGCAUCGUCCCGCUCAUGCGGCAGAACCGGAUGAGAUGAGGGCGGCCGCCCCCCAGCCCCCCUCCCCGCACCAAAGACAACAGAGACGGGGCGGGGCGCCCACCCGGCCCCGUCCGCCUGUCCACCCGGCCCCCGCCGGUAGCACCGGCAGCGGGCGGGGGCGGAGGGGAGGGGAGGGAGCUUGGGUCCCCUGUCCCAGCCCCCCUCCUCCCCCCCACCACUCCAGGACCGACGUUCCCGCCUCCCCCGAUCCCCGACCCCGAAUCUCCGUGAGGCGGGGACGCGAGGCCAUCUCUUCACCCCGACAUCCGGUCCCGUUAGCCGAAACGUCCGGGGCCGGGGGCGGGCGGGGGGCGGCCUGGCCCGCUCGGCCGGGGGCUUUACUACUGAGAAGGGGCUGGGGGUCUGGACUGUAUUUAAAGCGACGGCUCUGCCGGCCCCACCCGCGCCCCCCAGGCCUCAAUCCGGGGCGGCCCGGCUCGCUCGACACUGGAAACCCGAGGGGCCCGGCCCCAGUUGGCCCCCUGGGCCCUGGCGGGAGCCCGGGACCCGAAGCCGGGACGUGAACGGGGCCGGGCGGCGGGUGGGUGCGUCUGGGUCCGAAAGCAGGAGGAGGACCCCUGGGGUACGGAGCACCGAGUGGGCAGCGCGUGCGUCUCUGUAUGCGUGUGUGUGAGCGUUUGCGUGAGUGCGCGUGCGUGCACCUGUUUAACUCCCCGGCCCCCGGCAGGCCCCUGCUCCGGGGUGCGAAUUUAACUCUAAGUCCCUGGCUCAGGUGGGCGGGGACCCCCACAGACGAAGACUGAUAUCACCCCCCCUCCCCGCCCCAAGCCCCUCACCGGCGUCCUAGGAUCGGAGGGCGGGGGGCCGGCGGGCUGGGCGUCUACUGAAAACGACUACUGAUCUCUGCAGGUUUCCUCCUUUUUACAAAGAUAUUUAUAUUGUCAUUUUGUAACCCCUGCAGUGCUCUUCCCUCUGCCCCCCCCACCCCCUCUAACGUCCCUGAGGAACUUUUGCCGCUCCGGAUUCGAUCUGAUUUUGUGACCGGGCGGGGAAGCCCGGUUACCUUUCCAAUUAAAGCGGUUUUUUUGGUUGGUUUUGUUUUUGA
Molecule: messenger RNA, 3077 nt
Organism: Ornithorhynchus anatinus (platypus)
Lineage: Eukaryota; Metazoa; Chordata; Mammalia; Monotremata; Ornithorhynchidae
Gene: PAK4
Product: p21 (RAC1) activated kinase 4
Exons: 9
Coding region: 146-2008 (620 amino acids)
Biological process (GO): intracellular signal transduction; regulation of MAPK cascade; protein phosphorylation
Cellular component (GO): cytoplasm
Molecular function (GO): protein serine/threonine kinase activity; ATP binding
Source: RefSeq, a predicted model, not a curated record